Molecule: messenger RNA, 1203 nt
Organism: Hyalella azteca
Lineage: Eukaryota; Metazoa; Arthropoda; Malacostraca; Amphipoda; Hyalellidae
Product: eukaryotic translation initiation factor 4E
Exons: 5
Coding region: 307-936 (209 amino acids)
Biological process (GO): translational initiation
Cellular component (GO): eukaryotic translation initiation factor 4F complex
Molecular function (GO): translation initiation factor activity; RNA 7-methylguanosine cap binding
Source: RefSeq, a predicted model, not a curated record
UUGAGGACCUUGUGGUUCUUCUUCUUAUAUACUUCUUGUAAUGUGGUUCUCUGUGGUUUCCUGUUAACCCAACACGAUUGACCUGAGGCUGGAAUUGUAAGUGAUCUUUGUGAUAGCUCUCAAUGGUGCUGAAAAGUUACCUCUUUACCAAGUGCUACCAAUUGCUAUUGUUAUCUUGAAAAGUGUUCAGUCUAAGUAAGUGUUUAGUCUCAGUGCAAUGGUAGUGAUUCACAGGUUACAGUAGCUGUGAACUGGUGACCAAGUUCCCUUACCCUUUACUUCAAUCAUGAGGACUGAUGGGAGACCAUGGAGAGAGGAGUCCCUCCCUUAAGGACUGGCCAAGGAUCCUGGAAGUCUCAAGAACAUAUGAAAAAUUUUGAUCCUGAGCCUGUCCUGAAGCAUCCUCUGAACAGCACCUGGACCUUGUUUUAUUUCAUCAAUGACAAGAGUGGAAAGUUGAACUACGAGGAGUGCCUAGCUGUGGUUGCAUCGUUCAAUACAGUUGAAGACUUUUGGGCUUUGUUCAACCAUAUAAAGAAUGCCAGCAAGCUCAAGAUUGGCUUUGCCUAUUUGCUGUUCAAGAAUGGCAUCUUGCCGUACUGGGACGGCUCUGGCAAUGCCGGUGGUGGCAGGUGGACGCUCAAAACUUCUUGGCACCAACGAUUCACUCAUCUUGAUAAUUACUGGCUGGAACUGAUCAUGAUGAUGGUUGGUGAGGAUGAGGAAGAGUGCGUCAACAACAACAUUACAGGUGCCAUCAUCACUCGCAGAAUGAAGCAGGAUCUAGUUUCUCUGUGGUGUGCACCAACCAAGAAGUUUGAGGUCACUUUGAAAGUUGGGAAAGUGAUGAAGCGAUGCAUGGGCAUCCCAUCGAGCACUACCAUCGAAUUCAGAAUGCAUUCGAACAAGAUUAGAAGCCGCAGCACCAUUUUGUGAUCAGUCUACAGUUUUUUAAGCACUCUCGCUUCUUCUUCAAUUGUUAUUUGUUGUGCUCUUCUCGUACCUUUUCUGUUGAUACAAAAUUAAUCAGACUUUUUUCUCGCGUCUAGUUAUCACAUUAGGUUAACUUUCUCUCUUGGGUAGUUAUGUUCUGUUUCAUGUCUGCUCUUCUGUUUUACUUAGUAGUAAUUUUCUCGUUUCUCAUCUGUUUAUUCCCUCAUUUUAAGUAUUUACUUUUGACCUUGUUCUAAUGUUAUGAAAGUG